AUGUUGGCGCGCCACCGUCUUACGCCGUGUUUGGAAAGAGGCUCUAAAAUUCGAGAUUUUGUCGUACAAGACAUGGCAGCUGUGAAAUCUGCUAACCACGUUGAGGUGGAGAUGGAAGUAAUAGAGUUUUUGCUUGAAUUAUUUGACAGAGUCGGUGAUAGAAUUGAAGCUUGCUUACGGCAAACUGAUUAUUCUGAAGUUGCUUCAAAGCUUGAUUUGAUUAUACAACUUUCUCGGCUGUUGAAGGAGGCAGGGUUUGAUGCACGGCUUGAAUUAGAUGAGAUAGAAAGGUUAUGUGCAUAG
Molecule: messenger RNA, 303 nt
Organism: Oldenlandia corymbosa var. corymbosa
Lineage: Eukaryota; Viridiplantae; Streptophyta; Magnoliopsida; Gentianales; Rubiaceae
Source: the annotation of a GenBank genome assembly